AUGGUUUAUUCAUCAAAUGAUGAUAUAACAUUAGAUAAUAGAAAAGAUGUUAUAAUUAAUAAUGCAGAAAAAAAAAAUAUAAAUUUAGAUAAAAGAAGGAGUUGUAAUUAUGAAUAUGAUGAGGAAGAAAAUGAUGACAUAAUAAAAAAUAAUGAAAGAAUUAUAAGUGGAGAUGAGAAAAAAAUAUAUAUAUCAAAUAAUGAAGGGAAAGCAAAAAAUAAUUUAAAUGAUCCUAAUAUUCUAGAGAAAGGAACAAGUAGAAGUUCUUCAAGUAAUAUUUUUAAAAAUAUUGAUAAAAAACAUGAUAGAAAAGAAAAUGAUAGUUUAAAAGACAAAGAAAAAAGAGAUAAUAUGAGAGAAGAAAAGGAUUAUUAUGUUAUAGAUAAACAAGUGAAUAUUUCGAAUACACAUAAAAUAGAUGUAGAAAUGGAGAAGAUAAAAAAUAAUGAUCUUAGAAUGAAUAAUGAAGAAAUUAAUUUUGAUGAUGAAAAUAAAAGAAAUAAUAUAUUUGAUAUAAAGAAGAGUAUAUCUACAAAUGAUAAUAUAAAAUAUAAAAGUGAUAGUCAUAAGAAAGAUUUUGUUAAUACAAAUGAAACAGGAAGGAAGGAUAUGAAUAUUAUAUAUGAUAAUAAUUAUGAAUGGGAUAUAAAUGAUAAUAAUAAUAUAAAUAAUGAAUAUUUGAGGUAUGAAAAAAAUCAUAUAAUUAAUAAUGGGCAUAUUAAUAAAAAUGUAAAGAACGAUGAUAAUAAUAUCUAUUAUGAAAAUAAUGAGAACCCCUAUAAAAAGGAAUGUAUUCCAACAGAUGAGCAUAUUAAAAUGGAUAAGGUUAUAGUAGAUAUAAAAGAUGAAAAGAAGGAAGAAAAAAACAACUUUAUUUCAAAUAAAGAUGAAAGAAAAAACAUUAUUUCAAAUAAAGAAGAAAAAAACAACUUUAUUUCAAAUAAAGAUGAAAAAAAAAACUUUAUUUCGAAUAAAGAAGAAAAAAACAACUUUAUUUCGAAUAAAGAAGAAAAUGGGAAAAAAAAUAAAGAACAUGUAAUAAAUAAGGUUGAAGAGGCACCUGGAUAUGAAUACAGUCAUAAUAUUAUUUACCAUGAAUUAUAUGUAGAGUUAUUACAUGUAAAUAAGAAUUUACAGAAUGAGAUUAAGAAUUUAAAAAAGAUUAUUGAAAUGCAAAAAAUUUUAAUCAAAAGUAAAGAAGAAGUUUUUCUAGAUCAUUUAAAUGAAAAAAAUAAAAUGAGUAAUAAAAAAUUGAUGAAUCAUAAUUAUUUCUUAAAUUUCUUUAAUAAAAAGAAAAAGAAAAGUAAGGAAUACAAAACACCAUUUAAAGAAGAAUAUGAAGAAGAGGAAGAUGAUGACGAUAUAGGAUAUGUGGUUGAUAGAAAGAAGCAAACAUAUUUCGAUGUGAAUAAAAAUUAUCAUGAAGGAAAAAGAGAACUAGAAGAAGAAAUUCAUAAUGUUUCUGAAGAACAUUUUGAUAAGAAAGGUUCUUAUUUAGAAUGUGAAAAAAUAUAUAAUGAUGAUGAAGAUAUGUUUGAAUAUGAUAUGGAUAUAAUAUAUGAAAAAGAGGAAAAUAAAAAUAACAAAUAUAUAAAAUUACCAUCUAUAGAUAAUAAUGAUUUUUCAGAAUUGACUGAUAGGGAUAUGGAUUCACUAUACGCAGAUAAUAAUAAUAAUAAUAUGAACAAUAAUAGGAACAAUAAUAUGAACAAUAAUAUGAACAAUAAUAUGAAAAAUAAUAGGAACAAUAAUAGUAAUAAUAAUAACAAUAGUAAUAUUAUUAAUGUUGAAAAUAAUGAUGAUGUUUAUUUUUUUAAUGAUGAAAAAGAAGAAAAUAAUUAUUCAAGGAAAUAUGAAUUUGAACAAUCUAUGUUAUAUAAUAUUGAAGUAGAAGAUGAAUCAUGUAAUAAUUCGAUGACAAUACAAGAAAUUACAUGUUUAACAUUUUGGUAUGAAGAAAUAUUACCAUUAGUAAAUAAUGAUAAAAAAAAGAAUUUAUUAAUUAAUAGAAUGAUAACAAAUUAUAUGCCUAAUUCUAUAAAAGGAUAUUUUUGGGAAAUGUGUAUUAAAAAUAAAUUAAAUCUUACUGAAUAUUUUGUUCAAAUAUUAAUAAAAAAUACCAAUUUUAUACAAGCAUAUGUAUAUACUAAUAAUAGACAAUAUCAUAAUCAUGUUUCUAGAUAUUUUAAAUCCUUAAUUGUAUUAAGAAAUAAUAGUUUAAAUAUAAAAGAAGAAACAAAUGAAAAUGAUCAAGAUAAUACACAAAAACCAAAUGAUGAUAAUAUAUCAUUUGAUAGUAAUAAAUUUCAUAUUAAUGAACAUGAUAAAUAUUAUGAACAAAAUGAUAAUAUUUUUUCUGAACCCAAAAAUAUGUUUGAUAAUAAAAAAAAUGACCUUUUUGAUAAUAAAAAAAAUGACCCAUUUGAUAAUAAAAAAAAUGACCCUUUUGAUAAUAAAAAAAAUGACCUUUUUGAUAAUAAAAAAGAUGACCCUUUUGAUAAUAAAAAAGAUGACCAUUUUGAUAAUAAAAAAGAUGACCCUUUUGAUAGUAAAAAUGAUAACCAUUUUGAUAAUAAAAAAGAUGACCAUUUGAGUGAUGAAAAAAUGAAUAAUAUUCCUAAUUCUAAUGCUAAUAUAAACUUACUUCAGAAAUUUUCAGUACAAAAAUUCUUCUAUCAAAUAUUAAUAGAUUUAGAUAGAACUAUGUAUAUAAUAACAAAAAACAAAGAAUAUUUUGCAAAAUAUAAUAUUCAAACUGAUAAUGUUUUAUCAUCUGUUAAUUUAUCGGAUAUGAAAAAAAAAUUAAAUACACUCUUGCAAAUGUAUGUCCUUUUUAAACCAGAAUUAGGUUAUGUUCAAGGCAUGUCAUAUAUCGCCCUCGUAUUUUUAUUAUAUACUAACUUAGAAAAGGCAUUUGUCCAUUUUGCAAAUUUUAUGGAGAGGAAAGAUAUUUAUAAUUUAUAUAGUUUUAAUAAAGAAGAAAUAAAAAUUUACAUUUAUACAAUUAAACAGAUUCUUACGAAAAGAAAUAUAGAAGUAUACAAAGAAAUUAUCAAACAUUAUAAUAUAGAUAAUAUAUUUAUUCAGUGGAUAUAUACAAUCUUUUUAACGUGUUUACCUUUUAACAUUUAUAUAAGAUUGUUUGACAUAUAUACAUUUAAUGAAAAAAUAAUAUACGAGGUCAUUAUUUGCAUAUUCACCUAUUUUAAUAAAUAUCAUCCAACUGAUAAUGUUGAUAUUAUUAUAAAAGAUUUAUCUUCCUUUGCUUUUAAUUCGUAUAUUAAGGAGGAAAAGUUUUGGAAUUUGUUAAAAAAAAUUAAAAUAAAAAAAAGGAAAAUCUUGUAUUAUAAAGAUAAAUAUUUUAACAAAAUGAAUAGUAAAGAUGAUGAUUGCAGCAUAGAAAAAUAA
Messenger RNA from Plasmodium adleri (nom. inval.), 3408 nucleotides. RefSeq names its product GTPase-activating protein, putative. The record is from RefSeq and is a predicted model, not a curated record. Bases 1 to 3408 code for a protein of 1135 amino acids. Lineage: Eukaryota; Apicomplexa; Aconoidasida; Haemosporida; Plasmodiidae. The transcript has 7 exons.